Messenger RNA from Pisolithus orientalis, 1054 nucleotides. RefSeq lists its product as uncharacterized. NCBI's taxonomy places the organism in Eukaryota, Fungi, Basidiomycota, Agaricomycetes, Boletales, Pisolithaceae. The transcript is spliced from 4 exons. The coding region runs from base 234 to 1016 and encodes 260 amino acids. The record is from RefSeq and is a predicted model, not a curated record.
CGCGAUUUCGUGACACUUCAACUGACCCUUCAUCGAAUAUCGAGUCUGAUUUUGUUUCGUCUCUUUCUGGUUCACCCAAGAUAUCUUCACACAGUCACAAUUACUGUGUAGAACUUCAACAACAGAACACGGAGCUGAAGGGGGCAUUGUGUAGUCAACGCCAACAAAUCAGCGAGCUUCGUCUUCAAGUGUCUUCCCUUCAAAGGGAAGUAGCAACUACAAGGUAAAUACUCAUGUCGUUUUCGAGAGUCAUACCAUCUCACAACAGUCUAACUCGACCACUUUCCUUUCAACCCUUCUUCCGCAUCUUAAAGUUUGCGCGCGCAGCAAACUCUCAUCUUCCAACUUACCGGCGGGAGCAUUACAUUGGUCAGUUCUAUUGGACCGAAGAGAGUUUCGAGAAGGAACGUCAAGGGUUUUCGAAUUUGACUGUGCUUAGGGACGAAUACUCGGGUCCUUUGUCAUUCCUCGUAGGAGAAGAUGGUGUCGUGGUAUCUACCAGGCGUCAGCAGCAAUUCUUCCGUUUCGGACGCUUACUCUACAACACUCUGCUAAGGUACGAGAUGGCUCCAGGGGAUUGGCAUGAUAUCGAUGUCUACGCACUCGAGUGGUUCUGUCUGGCUAUUCAUGUCAAAUACGCAGAAUUUCGUUUGUGCGAAGACCACUGGAAAGCUGAGGCUUUUGGUGCCGUACACUAUGCCAAGUGGUGUCAACCCUCCAGAGCGGCUUUGCGAAGUUCAUUCUCGGAGUCGGAAACUGUUCGAGCUCAAGAAGCCCAGGAAACCGAGAUAAGUGCUCCGUUCCGAGCGGAAGAAACUCAGCUUUCGCAGUGUAUUUUGGACAGUAAUAUCGAGGUACGGGAGCGCAAGGAUGUUGCUGUCCAAGUUACGCGGUCAUCGGGCUUUGCCACUGCGGGGAUAGUCAGAGACACUCCCGUAGGUGCUGUUUCUGGUGAGGCUUGGGCAGGAAACACGGGCCUGGUUAGCGAUUUUUCUCCAGAAAGAAGAUCUAGAUGAUUUCGUGGGACUUGCAACACCUUCCCCGUCGGCAAAUG